Photinus pyralis (common eastern firefly) is the source of this 1361-nucleotide messenger RNA. Its product is annotated as torsin-1B-like. Gene Ontology annotation, molecular function: ATP hydrolysis activity; ATP binding. Gene Ontology annotation, biological process: cellular response to misfolded protein. The record is from RefSeq and is a predicted model, not a curated record. Lineage: Eukaryota; Metazoa; Arthropoda; Insecta; Coleoptera; Lampyridae. The transcript is spliced from 6 exons.
UAUUAUUUUACCUACAGCUUUGUGAAUCUACGAUCUAAACCUCAGAGUUCAAAGCAAAAAGUCUGUGAUUACCUUUAAAAACAUUCUGAAAAAUUUUAACCUACAAAUUUACCUACUUUUUACAUAGAACUAAAAAUGCGAGUUUACAAACUUAUAAUUUUUCUAUGCUUCAUUUUACAUUGCACGGUAAUUGGACUUUUGGACCCAUUUAGUCUCGGAUCCGCAGCUGCUGUUUUAGGUUUGGGGUAUUUGAUAUAUGAUCAAACGUAUUGUAAAUGGAAAGAAUGUUGCACUGAAAAGGAAAUUCCGGGAAAUAUUUCCCAAUUAGCAGCAGUUUUAAAAUCGAAAGUGUAUGGCCAACAUUUAGCAGAAGAAAUAAUAAUUAAAGCUUUAAAGCCACACUGGAAUGAAAAAUAUCGGCCUUUGAAAGCAUUAACGCUCAGCUUUCACGGUUGGCCAGGUGGUGGAAAGACUUACAUAACUGGGUUUAUAAAGGAGGCUUUAUUUACUUUAGGAGGGGCUAGUGAUCAUGUGCACCAUUUUGUUAGUAGAAAGUAGAAUACACUUCCCAGAGGAAUCAAAAGUUGCACAGUAUCAAAAGGAACUAUAUCAAUGGAUUAAGUCAAAUGUGACAAAAUGUCCAAAGCAACUUUUUGUAUUUGAUGAAGUGGAUAAAAUGCCACCAUACUUUUUAAAUGUAAUUAAACCUCUAAUUGAUAUUGACUACACCACGUUUGUAGGGAAGGUAGAUUAUCGAAAAUGUAUAUUUAUAUUCAUGUCGAACACUGGAGAAACAUUAAUAACUGAUCAAAUGGUAAAAAUACAUCAUAGUGGUAUUGCAAGAAAAAAUAUCCAGUUAAAACACUUUGAAAAGUUGAUCAUUAAAGAAGCUUUUAAUGAACAAGGUGGUUUCCAUCAUUCCGAUACUAUUGAAAGUAAUUUAAUAGAUCAUUAUGUCCCAUUCUUAUAAAGAGAACAUGUUAGAGCAUGUAUAAUAGAUCAAUUUCGCAUGAGAGGGGUAAAUCGUCCAUCAGAAGACGACAUACUGUCUGUUUUGGAGUUUGUUGAAUGGGGGCCAUCGCCGGAAAAUCUGUACUCAAAGACAGGUUGUAAACGAAUCAGCCAAAAAGUAGCCUUAAUUGUUCAUAAGUAUUGGAGAUGAACACUUUUGCUAUAGUAUUUAUUAAAAAAUAAUAACUUGUGAUAUAAAAUGUCAUAAUGCUAUUUAAUUGAACUAUUCCAAUUUUACUGUAUUUCUUUGAUUUUAUUCUGGUUAUGAUGUGUUGACACACUCUCGUAUACAAAGCACAAACAUAACUAUUAUGUCAUGACUGAGUAAUUAGUAGGCAUGAUAAAUUCCA